This is a messenger RNA of Brenthis ino (lesser marbled fritillary), 585 nucleotides long. The record is from the annotation of a GenBank genome assembly. Lineage: Eukaryota; Metazoa; Arthropoda; Insecta; Lepidoptera; Nymphalidae.
AUGUUGGUCAUUUAUUUUGUUUUCCUUCUGUCACAAUAUGGAGAUUUAUCUGUGCUGGAUCAACGUCAAGUAGGAGAUUUCAAUGUCCAAGUAGACGUUAAGGAUGUACAAAUAUUUGCAAUGAUGAAAGGAGAUAAAGAAGAAUAUGUGGAUUACGAUUAUGCUUAUGACUACUCAGAAUUUACAAUAAAACCACAAAAUCGUACAACACCUAAACCGUUUAACGGUAUGAAAACUUCUACGCAGAGAAUAACUACCAUAAAUGGUACAAUUACAGAGGCCAUAAAAGAUAAUUCGACGGCAUCACACACAGAUGAAUUUAUUAGUACUACAAGCUCAGAUUAUCUCUCUAAUACGACAAUAAAGCAAUUAUCUGAUGAAAAUUCGACACAAGCCAAAGAAACGAAGUCCACUAUUGUACCAACUUUAAAUACAACUGUUAAAAAUUGUAAAAGAGGUUUUAUUUUAAACCAAAAAGGGGAAUGCCAACUUAAAAUAAAUAGUAAUGGAAAUGCGUUACUGAAAUUAGUUAAACUAUCACACAAGUUAAAACUUAGAAGAGAAAAUAAAAGCAAUCAUAAUCCA